Anolis carolinensis (green anole) is the source of this 5148-nucleotide messenger RNA. RefSeq names its product Abelson helper integration site 1 (gene ahi1). The transcript is spliced from 20 exons. Gene Ontology annotation, molecular function: protein binding. The record is from RefSeq and is a predicted model, not a curated record. The coding region runs from base 138 to 3581 and encodes 1147 amino acids. Gene Ontology annotation, biological process: motile cilium assembly. Lineage: Eukaryota; Metazoa; Chordata; Lepidosauria; Squamata; Anolidae. Gene Ontology annotation, cellular component: ciliary basal body.
UGUUUGCUGUCACGUGGCCUCCCCGCCGUCGCCCAGCAGCCGCUCGUCCCGCCCCUUUUGCUUUCGAGCCCCCUCGGCGGUAGAAUGAAGAACCCGGAUGAAUACAAGUGUAAUAUGUUGAAUUACAUUUGAGAGACAUGAAAAUGCCAGCAGAGGAGAGUGAGGCCAAGGCAAAGACCAAGGUCCGCUUUGAAGAAAUAUUCAGGAGCCAUGUUGGCCUAACGGAUAAAAAGAAAUUAAAAGAAAAACGAUCAAGCAUUCCAGAUAAUAUUGUGCUUGAGACAUUCAAAAACCACCUUGAUCCUUCCAAAGAAAAUGAUGAGAUAAUUGUAAACAACAUUUUUAACCCAGAGGAAAGGCGUAUACACAAGCUUGGAAGCAAAGCCCCAGUUGCAGUAAAAAUAAAUAAUAAUGUUGUUGGGGGAGAGAAUAUCAAGCAAACAAAGAUGAACAACAAGAAGAAGACAACAUUACAAAAACAACUUAAUGAGGAGGCAACGUUAUCUGAAAUGAAAUUGGAUGGUUCUGAAAAAGAGCUUCAUGUUUAUUCAAAGAAAAAAACAAAAAGUAUAUUACAGGCAGAUGCAUUUCAUCAAAAAGGGGACAGCAACAUAAAAGGUGCCUUGAAUGGAGUGAGAGAUAUGUCUGAGUUAGAUGAGGAAGAGCAGCUAAUCCAAGUUUAUGAGCAGCAAGUGGCUGAAGAGGAAGCAAAUGCAAUUAAGAAGAAAAUUAAAAAGAAACUUAAAGAACAGAUGUCUGAAUUCACCUCCAGUGUUCAAAGCCAUGAAGUGGUAUUGAACAAUGAAAUGAGUAAAAGGAAGAAAAAGAAAAAAGAACUCCCAGUUUUAUUUGCACCUCACUCAAGUGUCAUGACCCUAUCUGAACUACAGAAAUAUCCAGGAGAGGAAAGUAACAGCAAAAAGAGUUCAUUGGAAAGACCGCUCAUAUCAAAGUCUGCGGAAGAUGCAUUAACAGAGGCACCACACUGGGAGGAAGAUGCUGAUAAACUAAAAUCUAAGGGGAAAAAAAUAAAAAUAAAAUCUAAAAAAGCACUUGAAGAAGAUCCUGAACAACCUGCCGAAAGUAUGUCUCAUGUGGCUUCUAGUGUUUCACCAGAACCAAAACUAGUUUUUGAUGACAGCCUUGUUUUGGGUGUUUUCAUCCACCGAACUGAUCGGCUUAAAACUGAUCUCAUGGUAUCACAUCCCAUGGUUAAGAUUCAUGUGAUUGAUCAGAACACUGGUCUGUAUGUCAAGAAAGAGAAUAGCAGCCGACCUGUUUCUUCUUUCUAUGAACAAGAAAAAGUAGGACAUAUUCUUCCUAUUAUGACCCAGCCUUAUGAUUUCAAAAAAUUUAAGUCAACGCUUCCAGAAUGGGAGGAGCAAAUAAUAUUUAAUGAACGUUUUAACUAUUUUCUUCAAGAUGCUGAAGAACGUCCAAGAGUGAUACUGUUUUUUGAGAUCCUUGAUUUUUUAAGCAUAAAUGAUGUGAAAGCCAACUUUGAUGGUCAAGCUCAAGAAAGUGGCUUUCGAAAAAUCUGUUGGGCAUUUUUGAAGCUUGUAGGUGCAAAUGGAGUAUUGAAUGUUGGAGGGAAACUUCGUCUUCAGCUAUAUUCUCCUCCUCCCAGGGCCAGGUCACAGCUAAAUGUGGUGGAAGUUUAUGAUUGGUGGGCAAAAUGCCCCAGAAACCAUUAUCCUUCAACACUCUAUGUAACCAUAAAAGGCAUUAAACUUCCAGAACAUGUAGAUCCCUCAUUACGUUCUAUGAUGGCUGUUCAGCAAGAAUACAAUUCUCCAUCAUUCUUGGAGCUACAAAGGGAAGUAGCUAAAAAGGUUAAUAAUUCUGGACCACAGAUCAAAAAGGAAGAACCUUUUAAGUGGUCAAAACUCCCUGGACAGGUUUGUCGUAUACCAAACAAGUAUCUGUUUUCUCUACGAGCCGGAGAUAUGGGAUGUUUCUGUGUUCGCUUCUCUGAAGAUGGUCGGACGUUAGCGGCAGGUUGUGCAGGAAGAGAUGGUUAUCCAAUUCUUUUAUAUGAAAUUCCUUCUGGGCAGUACCUUCAGGAAUUUUUUGGGCAUUUGAACAUUGUAUAUGAUAUUUGUUGGUCAAAGGAUAAUCAACAUUUACUUACUGCAUCAUCAGAUGGCACUGCAAGGAUGUGGAAAUUAGAAAUCCAGAUUACCUCUGCUAUGAAAGUUUUCCCUCAUCCAUCCUUUGUCUAUGCUGCUAAAUACCACCCAACAGCUGAGUAUAUCAUAGUGACAGGAUGUUAUGAUGCAGUGAUAAGAGUUUGGAAUGCAGAAGUGAAGGAAAUACAUGGGCAGCUUCUACAAGAGUUUGAUGGUCACAGAGGUUUUGUCAAUACAUUAUGUUUUGAUGCAGAAGGAUUUCACAUGUUUUCUGGAGACAGCACAGGAUUAAUCAUUGUCUGGAAUACUUAUGUUAAAGAAAGUUCUCAAUCACCAGUCCAGCACUGGGGAAUUGAAAAGGAAAUAAAAGAUGAUGAUAUUAAAGGGAUAGCAGUAAGUCAUUUGGAAGUACAUCCAAAUGGAAGACGUUUACUUAUUCAUGCCAAAGACAGUACUGUAAGAAUCAUGGAUCUACGAAUCCUGGCCACAAAGAAAUACAUAGGUGCUACCAACUAUCGAGAGAGAAUUUGCAGUGCCUUAACACCAUGUGGAACAUUCCUUUUUUCUGGAAGUGAAGAUGGGAAAGCAUAUGUCUGGAAUGCAGAAACAGGUGAUCAAGUAGCCAUGUACUCUGACCUUUCUUUCACAUCUCCUCUUCGUGAUGUUGCCUUUCAUCCACAUGAACAUAUGGUGUCAUUCUGUGCCUAUGGUCAAAAUCAGCCAAUACUUGUGUACAUUUAUGAUUAUAGAGUUGCCCAGCAAGAUGUUGAACUAGUAAAAGAUUUUAGUGGACUACAUUUAUCCACAUCAUCCAGAGGCCCACAAAUUCUUACUGGUAUUUCUGCACAGAAGGAUACAAUAAAUCAUCCAUCUGACCAAUUUGCAAGUGUUGCAGGAGUAUCGAUGAGGAUGCAGAAAGUUAAACAAAAACUAGAUUCUGUUACGGCCAGCUUCAGUCCAUUGAUUCCUAGUCCAUCACUACUUUCACCACACUCCAAAUUAAGACUUGCAAGUACAUUGGGUGAACCACCACAGAUUCCUCUGUAUUCUCUUCCAACUCAAAGUGUGAGCAGCUGGGCAUUAUUUCCUGGAGGAUGGACUGGUUGGAUCUUCUUGCGGUCCAAGGCACUCUCAGGAUUUUCCUCCAACACCACAGUUCAAAAGCAUCUAUCUGUGAUGACUCAUGGGCCAUGUAGUCCCAUUCCUAGUGCUGUUGUGACUGAUGAAGAGGAAAACUUGGGUUUUCCACCAUUUCAGCCAGAAAAGGAACCAUUUCAGCCAGAAAUUGAGCCUUUGCACCUGCAGGAGGCUUGUCUUCCAGAAAUCUGCCAAACAAGCCCUGAGUCGAGUUCUCCCCCUUUUUCGCGCCGUAAUUAUUAUCUCCAGCAAAAAGGAGUGCAGCAGGCUAAUCGCAGGAGUUUGAGAAUUGCAGCAAAGCAUUCAGAUGAUUAAGCCUGCUCCCAUGAGAAAUUUUAGGGAGUCAUACAUCUGGACACAGAGAUUGACUUUCGUUUCUGAUUCCCCAGAGAAGUGUUCUCUGGUGGGAAAACGAGGCCUAUUUAGGUUCCUUGCUCCCAAAGGAAUCUUGCGGAGUCAAUUCGUCAGCUACCGGAGCAGCGUGUGUGGACAGCUACUCCUGCUCUCAAGCCUUUGUUCCUGUUCCAAGCCUUCGUUCUCAGCCUUGUUUUCUCCCCGGAUCUUGCCUUGUUUCCCGGACCUCGCCAAGUAAUUGCCACGGAUCUUGUUCUUGCUCCUCGUUUCCUUGUUGCCUUGAAUCAAGCUUUGUGUUCCAAGAAUCAAGUUAUUUCCUAGCCUUGCUCAAGUUCAUGGACUAAAGGACCUUGUCAUCUCCCCUCACUUGCUUGGCAAGUGAGUGUUUCGGUUAUUGGAUUACAACUUUGGACCUUAAUAUUUCAUAUUGGACAUUGCUUCUUUGGACUAAUUUUGACCUUUCCUGAAAGGUCUACUUCUGGACUAUUUCCUAUACUUGUUUUUAUUAACUUUAUAUAUUUCCUUAAUAAAGAUAUUAGAUAGAUUCUGGCCUCUGUGUAUGGUUAUUGGUGCUCUGCAGCCUGGGUCGUGACACUAUCUUCCUUUGCUCAGCCUUCCUUAUGGUCCAGCUCUCGCAUCCAUAGGUUACUGUGGGGAAUACCAUUGCUUUGACUAUGCGGACUUUCGUGGCCAGUGUGAUGUCUCUGCUCUUCACUAUUUUGUCAAGGUUGGCCAUUGCUCUCCUCCCAAGAAGUAAAUGUCUUCUGAUUUCCUGGCUGCAGUCUGCAUCUGCAGUGAUCUUCGCACCUAAAAAUAUAAAGUCUGUCACUGCCUCCACAUUUUCUCCCUCUAUUUGCCAGUUGUCAAUUAGUCUGGUUGCCAUGAUCUUGGUUUUCUUGAUGUUUAACUGCAGCCCGGCUUUUGCACUUUCUUCUUUCACCUUGGUGAUAAGGCUCCUCAGCUCUUCCUCAAUUUCAGCCAUCAGAGUGGUAUCAUUUGCAUACCUAAGGUUGUUAAUGUUUCUUCCAGAAAUUUUAACUCCAGCCUUGGAUUUGUCAAGCCCUGCACGUCGCACGAUGUGUUCUGCGUACAAGGUGAAUAGGUAGGGCGAUAGUAUACAGCCCUGCCGUACUCCUUUCCCAAUCUUGAACCAGUCUGUUGUUCCGUGGUCUGUUCUUACUGUGGCUACUUGGUCUUUAUACAGAUUUCUCAGGGAACAGACAAGGUGACUUGGUAUCGCCAUACCACCAAGCACAAUACCUUGAGAGAAACGAAAGAAAGGUCCCUAAUCCUGGGUGAAGAAGAGGACAAGAUGAAUACAACAAACAGUAGUGACUUAAGAGCAAAAAACAACACAAAGAAGAAGAAUAGAAGACAAAAUACUCACCCCCUUCCUUUCCCACCACCUUUCUUCUCACAUACCCCAAUGCCUUUCCCUUUGCCAUACCCUAUUGCCCUCCCACUACCUUUUGGUUUUUAAAUAUAUUUGAUUCUGAAAAUUUUUUAAUAAAUAUGAUUUGGGAAUGUA